AUGAAUCCGUUAUUCGGGCCCAACCUCUUCCUCCUACAGCAGGAGCAGCAGGGCCUGGCCGGGCCGCCGGGGGACCCUCUGGGAGGCGACCGCUUCGCGGGGGGUGGGGACGCGUCCCCGUCGCCGCGCGCCCCUCCGGGCCCGGCUGCCUACUCGCCGCCCGGGCCGGGCCCCGCGCCCCCCGCCGCCAUGGCCCUCCGCAACGACCUGGGCUCCAACAUCAACGUGCUCAAGACCCUGAACCUCCGCUUCCGCUGCUUCCUGGCCAAGGUGCACGAGCUGGAGCGCCGCAACCGGCUGCUGGAGAAGCAGCUGCAGCAGGCGCUGGAGGACGGCAAGCCGGGCCGGCGGGGCCCGGCUCGCCGCGACCAGGCCGUGCAGACCGGCUUCGUCAGCCCCAUCCGGCCCCUGGGGCUGCCCCUGGGCGCCCGGCCGGCCGCCGUCUGCACCCCAUCGGCGCGGGUGCUGGGCUCGCCCGCGCGCUCGCCCGCCGGACCCCUCGCCCCCGCCGCCGCCGGCCACUCCUCGCCCUCCACCUCCACCUCCGCCGCCUUCUCCUCGUCGGCCCGCUUCAUGCCCGGCACCAUCUGGUCCUUCUCUCACGCCCGCCGGCUCGGCCCGGGACUGGAGCCCAUGCUGGUGCAGGGGCCUGGCCUGUCGUGGGUGCACCCCGACGGGGUGGGCGUCCAGAUUGACACCAUCACCCCCGAGAUCCGCGCCCUCUACAACGUGCUGGCCAAGGUGAAGCGCGAGCGGGACGAGUACAAGCGGAGGUGGGAAGAGGAGUACACGGUGCGAUUACAGCUGCAAGAGCGAGUGCACGAGCUCCAGGAGGAAGCCCAGGAGGCUGACGCCUGCCAGGAGGAGCUGGCGAUGAAGGUGCAGCAGUUGAAGGCUGAGCUAGUGGUCUUCAAAGGGCUUAUGAGCAACAACCUGACGGAGCUGGACACGAAGAUCCAGGAGAAGGCCAUGAAGGUGGACAUGGACAUCUGCCGCCGCAUCGACAUCACCGCCAAGCUCUGCGACGUGGCUCAGCAGCGCAACUGUGAGGACAUGAUCCAGAUGUUCCAGAAGAAACUGUCUCUGCACUUGUCUCCCAUUAAGGUCCCAUCCAUGGGGGGGCGGAAGCGGGAGCGCAAGGCUGCCACCGAGGAGGACCCCUCCCUGUCGGAGAGUGACGGGCCCCGCCAGCCCGAUGGGGAUGAGGAGGAGAGCACAGCCCUCAGCAUCAACGAGGAGAUGCAGCGCAUGCUCAACCAGCUGAGGGAGUAUGAUUUUGAGGACGACUGUGACAGCCUGACUUGGGAGGAGACUGAGGAGACCCUGCUGCUUUGGGAGGAUUUCUCAGGCUAUGCCAUGGCGGCGGCAGAGGCCCAGGGAGAGCAACAGGAGGACAGUUUGGAGAAGGUGAUUAAAGAUACCGAGUCCCUGUUCAAGACGCGGGAGAAAGAGUAUCAGGAAACCAUUGACCAGAUAGAGCUGGAGCUCGCCACGGCCAAGAACGACAUGAACCGGCACCUGCAUGAGUACAUGGAGAUGUGCAGCAUGAAGCGGGGCCUGGACGUGCAGAUGGAGACCUGCCGCCGGCUCAUCACCCAGUCUGGGGACCGAAAGUCUCCUGCUUUCACUGCGGUCCCGCCUAGCGACCCGCCGCCACCGCCUAGCGAGACUGAGGACUCCGAUCGAGAGGUCUCAUCUGAUAGCUCCCUGAGAUAGGGACCUGCCUCUGGUCCCACCCUGAUGGGAAGGCACCUCGCACCUCCUCGCAGAGUCGGGGUUCGCAGAGGGAACUUCAUUUGUCCCGCUGCACCAAGCCUGGCCCCGCGACAGGGCCGCACCUCCCUCGGGCUUCCUCCCUUGGUCCGCGGCCUCUCCAGGUUCUAGGGUGUCUGGAGCAAGGCUUGGCCUGCCCUUCCCAGCGACUCCUGCCACAGCGGGGGCCCUCCUGACCUCAUGCGUAGGUGUCUGCUCCUCCCCAUCUUCAAAAUGCUGCCAGUGCGACUGUGGCCCCGCAACUUCUCCACUGAAUGUGAUAG
This is a messenger RNA of Eptesicus fuscus (big brown bat), 2036 nucleotides long. RefSeq names its product intermediate filament family orphan 1 (gene IFFO1). The transcript has 10 exons. Lineage: Eukaryota; Metazoa; Chordata; Mammalia; Chiroptera; Vespertilionidae. The record is from RefSeq and is a predicted model, not a curated record. The coding region runs from base 1 to 1716 and encodes 571 amino acids.